Molecule: messenger RNA, 876 nt
Organism: Rodentolepis nana
Lineage: Eukaryota; Metazoa; Platyhelminthes; Cestoda; Cyclophyllidea; Hymenolepididae
Source: the annotation of a GenBank genome assembly
AUGUUUAGCAUUGUUAACUCUUUAAUUAGAGCAGAUGUUGUAUCGAAGGCAUUCAAUGUCGCGUCUUAUAAAUUCCUGCAUACAAGCACUUCGUCAUUAGGAAAAGCCAGGACGUAUGAGAGCAAACCCGUUCCUGGCUCAAUUGAUGCAACUGAUCCGCUUGCAUGGGCCCAACGCCUUUUCGAGUUGCAUGAAAUUCGCAAAGAUUACACUUAUUUUCCUGACAGCUCUCCAAUUUUUAUGGUUUGCAGACUGAAGCCCAUUAAGGGAACCACAUUCUUUGAGAGAGCCUUUCUCGAGACGUACGGCAUUGGUUCAGAUGUAAAAAUUGGCAAUUGGAAGCUGGUUAAAAAUUCCCCGCAAAACGCAAAAAAUUUGGACCACAUUAAACAUUUGAUCAGAAUUCAACCUGUCACUUUCCCCGAUGGUUUACCAGAGUCUGAAGCAGAUAUGGUCAAUUUCCGACUCCUUCCAAAUGGAAAAUUUAUACGUCGUGGCAACUCACCCUUCCGUUCGGACAAACCGGUCAAUAUUUCGGAAUGGAAGAUUGUUGAAGGACCUAAAGUUGGCGAGAACAAUUUGCCAGUUGCUCUGAAAUGCAGCGAAAAUUACAGAUAUUUAACCAGAAGCUAUUUGAGAAGCUGGCACAAUCAGCGCUGGCAGCACCAUCAGCUUUUCUCUGAAUUUUUCACUGCCAAAUACAAGUAUCGUCUCAACCAAGAUGGCCUUGAGUACAGGUACAAUAACCUAUGGCGACUGGAUGAUGCUAUGCGGCAGUCCUUGAAUCAUCGUCGAAAUACGGAUGGAACCUAUAGAAGUAACAACAAUUCUCGAUUUGAGGCUGAUUGGGGCACCUAUCCUUGGUCCUUCUAUUAG